Acomys russatus (golden spiny mouse) is the source of this 505-nucleotide messenger RNA. RefSeq names its product transmembrane protein 141 (gene Tmem141). The record is from RefSeq and is a predicted model, not a curated record. Lineage: Eukaryota; Metazoa; Chordata; Mammalia; Rodentia; Muridae. Bases 77 to 505 code for a protein of 142 amino acids. The transcript has 4 exons.
CGUUCUGCGCAGGCCCGCGUCUUAGGCCCCACCCCGCCCACAGUCUAUCUUCCGUAGAGGCGGAACUUGACUAGCCAUGGUGAACCUGGGCCUGUCCCGUGUGGAUGACACCGUGGCCGCCAAGCACCCGGGACUGGAGGAAUAUGCCGUGUGCCAGUCGAACGCCUUCAUGAAGGGCGUUUUCACCUUGGUCACAGGCGCUGGUGCGACUUUCUUCUGCCUGCAGAUGUUCAUUAAGCGGAGGUUUCCAUACCCUGUGCAGUGGAGCUUCCUGGUGUCUGCCGUCGUAGGAUCUGUGGCCAGCUAUAGAGUGACAAGAAUGGAGUCUCAGAAAUGCAGCGACCUCUGGCUCUUCCUGGAGACGGGGCAGCUCCCCAAAGACGUGCGCACAGGUGAGAAGUCCCCCCUCACCCCAGGGGCAGCAGGCAAUUUCACAAAGGCAAGCCCAGGCAUCUCUGCUUCCCUCUGGAGGUACUGGGACAGAGGAGAGCACAGCGAAGACUGA